UUGCAAACGUCCAUGGAUAAUCCAGGAAGCUCCAUAUGAUCAUAUUAGGUUGUCAACAUAGUAAAUGCUAUAGAUAAAUUAGCAUUGUCCACACCUAUGUUGUGAUUUGCAUUUUCGAACGGCGCGGCGUUAUUUGAUACUUGAAUCGAAAAUUAAUUUUUAAUUACAUAAUUUGUUGGAUUGUCUACUCUAAAGUAUUAAUUUACGUUUAGUGAUAUUCAAAGGUUGUCCCCUUAAGCAUUGAUGCAAUAGAGUGCAAGAUGCACGUCAUGAAAUCAUAAGAAUGUUAGUAAAUCAACGAUUGAUUGAUUGAAAAUGCCGGCCAAAAACCGGCAAGAUUUGAUGACAGCCGAAUCCUUGUUACACAAUAUUACAGAUUAAGUAAUAGGUUCCUUGGUGAUAAAAAUAUACCACGGAGGUACUUGCGUCUGCAUAUUUGAUUAAUUUAAAGAAACUUUUGAAAAGCUGAUCAUAUGAAGCUUGAGAGACAUUGAAAUAUGAUCAUACAUUUUUUGAAACAUUUGGAUGGGUAUUUGAUAAUAAAGGAAAUCAAUUAUAGAAAUAUUAAAAAAACUGACCGUGUAAAAGUUAUAUUAAGCAGAAAUAAAAUGUUAGUGGAGAAUUGGAUGCAAAUCAUUUGAAAUAUAUUUAAGAAAAUUGGUAAAUUCAGUUUCUAUUGUAUUCCGGCGAUCGCUAAGGAAGAUGAGCGCGGUCUAGGUACAGUCCGAUUUCACUGUACUAGACGUGUGACGUGGAAUUGUUCGCCCGGCGCCGGCGGUCAGGACGAGACGAAACUUUACCACCGGUUUUCGCUCUGGAAACACCUUAAGAAUCCACGGUCUCGAAAAUAUACCUCUUGAAUAUUUAGUAGGUCUCCAGUAAAAUAAUCAUGACUUUUGCAUAUUUUCAAAAGCAAGUAUGUGAAAUGUGAAUACCUACAUAAAAAUACGAGGACAAACAUUUUCUACUGGGUUUUUACGUCUCAUUUUGAAAAGAUAGCUCAAAGGCGUACCACUUUUUUUUAUCGUUUCUAGAUAUUGGGUAUUUAAUUAGUAAGUUCUUAAGUUUUUUGGUGAUGGUCUUAGUGUGACUCUUUGACACUUCCGGUGUUGGUGGGCGCUUGAUUGAUUGACUGUUAUUGUAUGUGACGGUGUCAUGUCAGGACCAUGUGGCGAAAGAGAAGGCCCUGCAGACCAUGUCGAGCAUGUCAUCUGCUCAGAUCGUUUCAGCAUCAGCAAUGCACAGCAAGACCGCCAUUGGAAUGGGUCUCAACCUGGGCCCUCCAUCACACACUGCACCAGCCGUUUCCUAUACUGGGACGCAAUUCUGGCAACCCGGAUUGCAGCCUGGAACUUCUCAAGAUGUGAAACCAUUCGCCCAAUCUCCGUACCCAACAGGCAAACCUGCAACAGCCGUAUCUGCAGGUGAAGUAGGACCGCUCCAAGCUGCACCACCACCGGUGUGGGAAGGGAGAGCUAUCGCCACCCACAAACUCAGGCUGGUCGAGUUCUCCGCCUUCAUGGAGUCACAAAACAGGGAGGAAGCUUAUCAGAAACACCUAUUCGUUCAUAUAGGCGGCCCGGCGCUGUCCUACACUGACCCCCUCCUGGAAGCCGUUGACGUACGGCAAAUCUACGACAAAUUCCCUGAAAAGAAAGGCGGUCUGAAGGAGCUCUAUGAUAAAGGACCACAAAACGCCUUCUUCCUUGUUAAGUUCUGGGCGGAUCUCAACUCAAACAUACAGGACGAACAGGGAGCUUUCUAUGGUGUUACUAGCUCGUACGAAAGCAACGAGAACAUGACGAUAACCUGUUCGACUAAGGUGUGUUCCUUUGGCAAGCAAGUGGUGGAAAAAGUAGAGACCGAGUACGCGAGGUACGAGAAUGGCAGGUUCGUUUAUAGGAUUCAUCGAAGUCCCAUGUGCGAGUAUAUGAUCAACUUCAUUCACAAACUCAAACAUCUGCCCGAGAAGUAUAUGAUGAACAGUGUCUUGGAGAACUUCACUAUACUACAGGUGGUGAGCAACCGAGACACCCAAGAGACCCUACUGUGCACGGCGUACGUCUUCGAAGUGUCGACGUCGGAACACGGCGCGCAGCAUCACAUCUACCGGCUAGUAAAAGAUUAGCGCGUGGCGGACUUGAAUGACAGACCACAACCACCUUUGGUGGUUCUGUGAUCUUCGUCGAGCAUAUUCAGAUCCCCCACACCCAUCUCACUUCAGUGCCUACACACACAAUAUUAGUAUUACGGCGGGGUGUUAAAAACGCCUUGUGUAUCGUUGUGGAAGCUGUCUGUCACUCUAUGGAGGGUUUAGGGAAGAGGUUAUGCUCUUGUCACUAUAGUGAGGUACAAAUAAGGUCAAGAAGACCGGGAACAGAAGGGAAGACACGUAUUCGUAUGAAGCAAAUAUUGUCAGCUAGUAGGGCGGGGCGCUCAGAAAUGUAGUGUAAUUAGAGCUUCUGCGCAUGUAUACACGUGGAAAAUGUUAACGUAACCGCAUGCUCUAUUUUGAUCAAUUUACCUAAUGUAUCUAAUGGUUUAAGUACAUUGAAAAAUCCUGAUUCCCAAUGUUUUACCUUUCAUUCGCGUGAAUAUUGACCAACAUUUCUGCUUGCAACUCGUCUGAGCUGUAAAAACUAGAGUUUUUAGGUUUUACGUGCAUGAAGAAAGCAACAUAAAAAUGCAGACAUGAAAGAGAUGAUAGUGUCCAGAAUCUAAAACACAUUUUUGACGCAAUGGCUGUCCGCUUGCCUUUAUUCCGACCCUUUUGGCUUUAUCCUCACUUUAUGGGUUUGCCCUCCUAUUUCUAGUCUUCUUGGUUUAGGCAUACCAUUUAUUAUUGAUUUGAGUUUAUACAGUAUGUAUAAAGUUGGGAGUUCCUUUUCAUAAACUACUACGUACUAAAAAAGGAAUUGAAGAAAAGUACUCACUAUUCAUUUGAUGCAAAAUUUCUUUCUUUCUUAAUUUCAGCGGUGAUUCCAAACUCAUGUGAUUUUCAAACCUUGAACAAGAAAUUUGCAGAUGAUGGUUCAAUUUCAUUGUUAUGUAAUAUUUAAUGUCAACCAGGGAAGGCGUAACAGAAAAUUUUGUAAUAUUUCUAUAGUGACAGAGAAAUGUGGUUACCUUGGUAGUAAUUCUGAUAAAAUUGCUAUUUUUAGGAAUUAGCGAAAUAACAAUUGUGAUUUAUUUAAGUUAUGCUACAAUAAUAUUGUGCAAUGUGUAGAUGUUUAAGAUUGGUUACACGACAUCUCAGUGCAAUUAAUAAUGGAACAAAUACUAUUGAAACGUAAGGAAAUACAUCCUCUAAAGUAACAAGAUUAGAACAACCCAAUUUCAAGUUGUUAUUUAUUUUAUUUACGGUUGGCUAUAAUUAAUAAAAAACGAUAAUUUUCCAUAUUUAGGAAAAAGAAAAAUUUCGCUUAUACUACCAAGGUUACAUAUCUACCUCCCCCCGUACUUCACAUUUCAAACAAUACUUCUUUCUCCACAUUUUUUUCACAGAAGUUUAAUCAUUUUAGUUUACUGUACUUUAUAACAUGCAAACGUACUUUUAGUUUAGUGAUUUUAUCUCAUUUUUCAGUUGGAGAUUAUUUUUGUUUUUGGGUUUUUCCUUUAGUUAAAUAACAAAACCGAGUCUCUCAUUUACCAUAGAUUUAGUUCUUGGGUUCGUCAGUUGUUGCAUUAUAAUGCAAUGGAGUAAAUCUAAAUAUGCGAGGAGAGAAGCUCGCAUUCGUGGGAGACAUUUUCAGACUGGAUUUUUGUCAUAAUCGCGUUUGUUGAUGUCCCUAACAUAAGUCAAAAAAUUGCUGGGCGUUAAUUUAAAUUUUUCAUCAGAUGAGAUUUUUCGCAUCAUCCUGAAUAAAACAGAUCCAUUGUUAUUUGCCUCUAGUGCUUUAGUUUAUAAACGAUUUCGUGUCUGAAAAUCUCUAAAAAUGCCAAUUUUCCGUGCUUAAAAACAUGGUUAAGGAAUCCUAUUUUUGAGGUUUCCAAGUCUCUAAUUAAACUCAAAACCUUUCCCUAGAAGAUCCGGCACGGGUAUUACGUAUCUUGAAAAGUAGGUUUUUUGACAUUUCGUAGGUCUUUCUACAAAAUGUUAACACAAGGUGUUGUACUUGUUGUGAACGGCGAUCAUAGCACGCAAACUGGAAUGAACUAUUUGAAGACUCAAAAGUCGUUUUUUAACGUUUUUUACAUAAUAGUCAUGCGGAAUAGUAAUUUAGCCUUCAUUUAUUUUAAAGCAUUGUUUUUUAAUUGUUAAUAACGCGCUACUGUUAGGCGGUCAUUUUAAGGUCUUUUUUGACUUUGCAUCGUAUUAUAACUCGAAAAAUAUCACUAGAAAAAAGUGACAUUUUUGUUCAAAUGAUCCGAAAAGAUUUUUUGUGAAUUUCUUUAAAAAACUGUUUAACCAAAAUUUGCAUCGGGUUACGGCUCUGCAAUCUCAUGACUCGUGUUAUGGAUGCAACUAACGUGAUUAUGAAAAAGUCGAGUUGGAAAGUUCCCCGCCAAUACGAUAUGUUUGCCUCAUUUAAAAACCACAGACUUAAAUAUAUCUUUAAGUGGCACUUUACCAAUCUCAUUUUUGCCCUGCUUCUUCAAAUGACAAUGUUUUUUGAAAAUUCCGUUUCUACCAAUACAUUCUCAAUGUUUGACGAACGCAGGGACGGCAAUUUUUUACCUAGGUUACUCUACUAAGUUAAUGUUUGCUAUUUGUGAUGAUAAUUUUUAACAUUUUUAUAUAUACAUAAUUAUACAUAUAUUUAGAUUUCUAUUUUUUUUUUCGGUUAAAAUACCCAGUAUUUUACUUACGUUAGACGUUUGCCAAUAAUUUUCUUAGCUUUAGACGAAGUUUCUCCACAAAAUUCCGUACUACAUAAGAGUACCAUAGGUGCUUAUACUUAAGUUUUGUGGAGUACUUAGCCCUUGUGUUCAGUUACAGUUGACGACCGUUUUGCCGAGUAGAAAAUCGAAAGAAAACCUGUUUUGAGUAACAGCCAAAAUUGCCGAUGGAUGAAAUCGUACAAAAUAAUUGCUAACCUUUGAUAAAAUUUGAAAUUUGGGCCAUAUUCAAAUUGAUUUUACAUGACUGUCAGUUUAAGUUCAUCUAGCAGACCUUUUUAUACCUGAGAUUAUUGAAAAUUACAUUUUAAUGUUAUCUGUAGUUGGAACUAAGAAUUAUCUGAAGUUUAAGUACUAUUUUAUAAAAUAAUUUUGGUACUGGGGCGAUUUCUGUCCAUAAGGCCAUUUUGAUUUUGGCGUAUCACAAUUUGAUCUGCUGAGCAUAGUGCAAUCUGAAAGGAACACACACAAAAAUAAAAGAACGUUUGUGACAUCAUUUCCUAUAAUGUUUACAAGUGGCAAUGAUAUUUGAUCUCUAAUGUUUAGUCUCUGAAAUGAUACUGAUAGAACGUAUAUUGUUUAAAAUUUUUUUUAUUUUUAUUGUAAGAUUGGAUACAAUAAAAUCUUAAAUAUAUGACUAUCCUGAUGUGAGGAGUUCAAAACAAAACUUUUUAGGCGGUAUAUAUUCAAUGAUGAAAAUGGCGCAAUUUCACCAUACGAAUUUUCAAAAAAUCAUGUAUAUGUCUCCUGAAUGUUGUGCACACACAUUGGCUGCAUCAUAAUUGUUUGGUUCAUGCUUGUGAAUUGGUUGCAAACAAAACCAGUUCCUGUAAAGAAAUACUCUGUCUAAAAAUUUUGUGGUUGAACUUCAUAGACAAAUUUUUAUAGCACUGGCACCAAAUAAUGUCUUCUGUGAAGACUAAAGUGUUAUUUUUAAUUUAGAGACGAUACUGUGGAACAUUUUUUAGAUAAUGGAAUAUAAGGAUCUAGGUUAGUGUCCCAAGAAAUUUGGGUUCUUUGAGCACUAGACCUUUGCAUAAAAUAACAUUUUCAGUUGAAACUUUGCUAGUAAUGUUGCUCAUACAAUAUAUUUUAAGUUAAUUGAAAAAUGACUAUCACAAUAUUGUUUUUUUGUUAAGUUUUAUGGACGUCGAGAGGUACCUUAUCAAAUUAGUUCGUGGAAAGGUCAGUAUUCUGGGAAACGGAUUGAACAAACACUAAGCUUAAUCCGUACGAACAAUAAUGUCUAUAGAAAAAUGAUCUAUUUUAAAAAUAAAAAGUGUCAGUGUAAAAAGUAAGAUUGUAUAUAUAUAUUUCUAUGAAAAGAUACGGCGGCUAUAUAAAUAUUUUUAUUGUCUUAACAAGCAGUUAUAUAAGGUUCUCUAUAAAGUGUGCUAUAUUUAAUGAGAUUUUUUACCCAUAUCUGGAAAUGCCAUAUCAAAGGUAACGAAAAUUUAUUGAAUCUUAUACUUUUUGCUCUGUAUGUGUACAGUAUUUUAAAUCAUGUUUAUAAUUUGUAUUGAAAAUUAUAAGAUUGAUAU
This is a messenger RNA of Acanthoscelides obtectus, 6380 nucleotides long. NCBI's taxonomy places the organism in Eukaryota, Metazoa, Arthropoda, Insecta, Coleoptera, Chrysomelidae. The record is from the annotation of a GenBank genome assembly.